Molecule: messenger RNA, 3140 nt
Organism: Wyeomyia smithii (pitcher-plant mosquito)
Lineage: Eukaryota; Metazoa; Arthropoda; Insecta; Diptera; Culicidae
Product: probable protein phosphatase 2C T23F11.1
Exons: 3
Coding region: 491-1585 (364 amino acids)
Biological process (GO): protein dephosphorylation
Molecular function (GO): protein serine/threonine phosphatase activity; cation binding
Source: RefSeq, a predicted model, not a curated record
AAAACUGGAAAACGUAAAAAAACCAUCGUCAAACGCUAUUUCGACGUCCGCGCAUUACAUUCGUAUCGUAUGGUUUCUGUCGUAUUUGCUGGCUGAUAAGCUAAUCUUUUAAUUUUCUUGGCCUUUUUUGGUUUCAUGUUUCAUUUGCAGUAGGGGGGCAAGUAAAGCGCACCCAGAAGCAGGAUCGCAAGAAGACGGAGCAGUGGAGAUAAAAACAAUCAGUCUUGAAUCUUGGUUUGGGCUUGGAAAGAUUGUGCAACGAGUUUAGAUUUUGCAGAGGGCGCUUGCCAUAGCAGGGCUAUUAUCAUCAUUCCGGUGCAAUGUUUGGUUGAGACCGUGGUGAAAAAUAGAAUCAGAGAAAAUUACACGAGCCCCGAGUCGAUCCUGCAGGCGCACCCGAAGAGCUGUGGCGGCUAAUUGAUCAGCAGAAUAUAAUCAAUUAGGGAGCGUCCCCAACUGGUUGAGGCACCACAAACAACAUCGGUAAACAAUGGGCCAGACACUGUCCGAGCCGGAAACGUCAAAAGAAUCGGCCUUCUGUCAAAAUGACUACUACAAGGUGGGAUCCAGCUGUAUGCAGGGCUGGCGCAUCCACAUGGAGGACUCGCAUACCCACAUCCUGUCGCUGCCGGAUGAUCCGGGCACGGCAUUUUUUGCAGUCUACGAUGGCCACGGUGGGGCAAACAUUGCCCAGUAUGCCGGGAAGCAUUUGCACAAGUUUGUCACGCGAAGGCCCGAGUACGGGGACGACGUGAAGCGGGCCCUCCAGCGUGGUUUUUUGGACGUUGACGAUGCGAUGCUGAAUGACGAGUCACUGAAGGAGCAGAUGGCCGGAUCGACGGCAGUAGCUGUGGUAAUAAAAAAUGAACGACUUUACUGUGCCAAUGCGGGCGAUUCGAGAGCGAUCGCUUGUGUCGGUGGAAAAUUGGAUGUACUUUCCUUGGAUCACAAGCCAAACAAUGCAAGCGAACUUGAAAGGAUAAAACGGGCUGGUGGUUAUGUUGAGUACAAUAGGGUCAACGGCUACUUGGCUCUUUCGAGGGCGUUGGGAGAUUUUAGUUUGAAGAAGAACAGUGAUAAACUGCCAGAGGAGCAAGUAGUGACAGCAUAUCCGGAUGUCGAGGAACGUGAGAUAAGUGAUGAUUGGGAUUUUCUGGUGAUUGCCUGCGAUGGAAUAUGGGAUGUUUUACCGAGUCAAUCAGUGCUGGAAUUUGUGCAGGCCGAGAUAGCCCAAGGGAUCUAUCCACAGAAUAUUUGUGAAAAUUUGAUGACACGCUGUCUUGCUCCGGAUUGUCAGAUGGGAGGCAUUGGAGGGGACAACAUGACAGUAAUCAUUGUGUGCUUUCUCCAUGGAAGGCCUUACGAAGAUUUGGUAACGCGCUGCAAAGAACGCGUCAACGAGAUGAACAUUAAGAUGGCGCAAAUGUUCAUAGAUCAUGAGUCGCAGUCCGCCAGUGAACCUGAGAACGACACAUCACCAGAACAGUCUCCCAAAGCAACGACGAUGACUGCGUCAGAGAAGAAAGAACAACCCUUGGAUGAGUGGUCUGACGAAGAUACCAGCGAGGAAGUCGAUCUAAAAUAAGAUCGAGGCCAUCGUUAUUGUCUGCUUUCUAGUGAUUUUGUUUUAUUUUCACACGGACACGUUCACAUCAUUUACUCUGUGGUUCCUUCCAGUAGUGAAACUCGAUUCAGAUUGUUGAUGUAAAUUAUCUUCCCUUGUUUUAAAACAUUGAAGCAGCUCUGGAUAAAUUUUAACUGUCGACCGAGCCCUUAUUAGGUUACGAGCAUUGUAGAUAUACGGUUCUGUAGCAGAGAUAGCAGAUCAAAGAGUUAUCAAGUUCGGUUUUCAGUAACACUCAUGGACAAGAACGGGACAUAAAUCAAGUAGAAAUUAAUUGAUUCACAACCAAGGUUGUAAUAAAUUGUGAGGAGCUUCAUAUUCACGACGAAAAACUAUAUUAUCACCGUGUAUAAGAUCGAUGAACAUUUUAUUGCCUUUUUUAUUUUUGAGUCAGUGGAAUUGGUUAUGUUCGACCAAUUAAACCAAAAUAAAGUAUACAUUGGUUAAACAAAUACCGAGAGGUGAAUUACACUUUUGAUGGUAUUUCUGGUAGUGCAACAUUUAUUUGUCACAUUCCAAACUCCGGAAUAGUCCAAUACUCAGUGUCACGCGUACCAAUGAGAUAAGAAUAAACGGAAAAUAAUCGUCUUCUUUUCUAGUUAGUAUUUUUUUCUUUUCGGUUCGUUUUGCUUAAAUUUAUUAACAAUCGUUUAAAAUGCAGAUGUUUGUAACACUGUUUAAACUGAAAUACCAAAAUGUGGACUGCAACUGAGCGAGAGUUCAUCUUUUUCUGUAUCAAAUCGAGUGAAUAUAUAGCACGAACUUUCGAUUGUGCUAUCAAUGGGCGCAAUUUUUGAGCCAAAACGAAAAAACAAACUAAGGACAAGAUGCAAUUUAAAACAAAAAUAAAGAAUACGCUUCUCUAUAAAGUAAACCUGACUAUGGUAGGAAAACUUUUUAUCGUUCUCCGUAACUAUAAUAUAUUCAAUCGUCGCCACAGGAUGGCUACCAAAGGCAUUGUAAACGAUAACGAGACAAAAAUACAAAACUAUUUAGUGAUAGGAACGUUUUAGGAAGUUCAUUCCUCAUACCUGGUUAUUUUCACCACCCUUCUUCUUUUAUCUAGCAGUAAGCUUUACCAUGAUGACAAAAAAAAAGAAAUUGUCUGAAUGGAUUGGUGUGAAUGGACGGGAAUUUUCGGUAUACAUAUUCAGCAAAUAAAUAAGGCCCUUAAUUGGCUGCGAACUUAUCCUUAGAUUGUGACUAACCUUGCUCGUGAUCGAAGCUCAUAUGAAAUAUACAAUAACAUACAUGUGAGGAAAUAAGAUAAUAAUGUAGACGUUAGGCAACCAACCCCCAUCUGUUUAGUUGAGGUAACCCGUAGCUGUUAUUAUAGUGACAGGAAGUGAAGUCUUCUGUUUGAGAAAUCUGUUUUUUUUGCCUAGUGAGCUUGAAACAGAGCCAGUGCAUAUGAUAGAGUUUGCAAGCAGCUAUAGUUCACUGUAGAAGAAUGUCUACCCUUUUCCUGCACGCACUGUCAAAAAAGAGACGUUUUGAAAUAAACUUUUUGAACAAA